This is a messenger RNA of Cryptococcus amylolentus CBS 6039, 2215 nucleotides long. RefSeq lists its product as hypothetical. Lineage: Eukaryota; Fungi; Basidiomycota; Tremellomycetes; Tremellales; Cryptococcaceae. Gene Ontology annotation, cellular component: autophagosome; cytoplasm. Gene Ontology annotation, molecular function: protein serine/threonine kinase activity; ATP binding. Gene Ontology annotation, biological process: autophagy; peptidyl-serine phosphorylation; protein autophosphorylation. The transcript has 3 exons. Bases 504 to 1817 code for a protein of 437 amino acids. The record is from RefSeq and is a predicted model, not a curated record.
CAGCAGUCGGCAGAUGACCCUGCCCUUUUGAGCGUCGUCUGCCGAAAUCCCCCCCGAUCCAAGAUCCCAAGAUCCACGACGCAAACCGCGAAGACCCUGCCUCCAUAUGAACAUCUCCCCGACGUACCUGGAAAACGGUACCCUUCCCUGAAUCUGCACCUUCUUUCCCUCUUUGGUUUCGCCUCUCGCUCCCGGCUGCCAGCCAGCCCCUCUCCCCAUUCUAAAACUGCCGUAAAAACAGUCGUUGCUUUCAAUCCUUUUCUUGUUCCUAUACAUAUAAUCUCCUUCAACUUCUUUUCAUACCACGCAACCACACUCAUUUUCUGGCCUGUAUAUAUCAAACAACUCCCCAUCUCUCCACCGGCUAUCCUCUCCUUGUUUGUGCAGACCCACUGGUGUUUGUCACGCGUUCAACCCACCUACAACUCCACCUUUCCCUCGUCCUGUUAUCGUAUCAUCACCCUCCAUCAAAUAAUAUCAACUUCCCUCACCCUCAUUCCGCAAUGUCCGCCUCAUCGAGCUCUUCCCACGUCGCUGGCGGCUCCCCACGCUUCAUCGACAACAACCACCUCGAACUCGUCGCUGUGAUUGGCACUGGUGCCUACGGCGUUGUGUACCUUGCUAUUGACUCGCGGUACGGCCAGCCUGUCUACCGGGCUGUCAAGUGCAUGCGCAGACACGGCUUGGACGAGAGGCAAAGGCACUUUCAACGGCGUGAGAUUGGUCUUCACCGCCUUGCCUCAAAGCAUCCUAGUAUCAUCUCCAUGGACAGGAUCUUCGAGGAGGGUGAGUAUGCCUACGUCGUCAUGGAGUAUGGAGAAGAGGGUGACUUGUUUUCAAUGAUCACCGACAAGCACAGAUACCUCGGUGACAACGAGCUCAUACGGAGCAUCUUCCUUCAGCUGCUGGACGGCGUCGCUUGGAUGCACAGCCUGGGCAUCAGCCACCGUGAUAUCAAGCCGGAGAACAUCGUCUGCUCCCAGAAUGGCACCAGGGUCCGCAUCUGCGACUUUGGAUUGGCUACUUCUGAAGAAUAUUCGAGCGAAUUUGGCUGCGGGUCAACCUUCUACAUUGCUCCUGAAUGUCUUGGUGACUGGUUCCCCGAUCGAAAGACGUACCCCACGCGCUCUGGCGACAUCUGGUCUCUCGGUGUCAUCCUCGUCAACCUCGUCGCUGGUCGAAACCCCUGGCGUAUCGCUUCCCCCGCCGACGAGUCGUUCAACUCCUACCUUUCCGACCCCAACUUUCUGCGGCGCAUCCUCCCCGUUUCUCGCGACUGUCUCUACAUUCUCAACCAGAUUUUUGCCAUCAACCCCGAAGAGCGAAUAUCCCUCGCCGAGCUGAGAAAGCUGGUGGUUGAGAUCAAGACGUUCACGAUGGACCAGGAGGAAGUCAUCGAGGCGCAUGUCGCGGCGAGGCAGCAGCAAGAGUACGCUACCGUUGAGCCGAGAACUCUGCUGUCUGUGGUGGAGGACGAGCAUGCGUGGCUCGAGGAAGAGAACAGCGAGGGGCACUUUGCGUAUGACGAUGAGAUGGAGACGCCCUCGCUGCAAAGCGAUACGGGCUCGCCUCUCUAUCCGGAGACUGUAUCUCCUUGUCAAUCAUACAUUGGCGACUUCAUGCCCCCCACUCCCGACUUUGCCAGCGAAGAUUACCUCAUCCCUUCUCAGGCGACCCCUCCAUGGGACGACUGUCUAUCGAGUGAUGAUGUCUUCAUCCACUCCAAAGACGACUCGUGUCCUACCUCCAAAGUCAGCAUCCAACAUACUGCCUUUGUCGAUUACUCCUUCCCUCCCGUCUCUGCCUUUGCUCAAUAAUACUGGCAUGUCUCGGUCUUGCCUUUCUCGUCAUCUUUUGGGUCCUUUGGUUUCGAUUUUACAUCUAUCACACAUCUUUAGCAUCGCCCUACCUGCAUAUCAUUUACGUAUCUCGCAUGGGAUCUCAUCUUUCUUUUCUAUAUAUAUUAUGCCGUACAUAUGUCUUUGGCAUCUUGUCCCAUCUUCACGCUUUAACGCCUUGUUGACGAAUAUCGUACUCUCUUAAUACAACACUGCUAUACUUAGAAGUACUAGAUCUAGCCUUAUGGCUUCCAUCUGAAUGUAACAGUAUCCUGCUUGACUUGUCAUCUUCUGCCGUACACUGAGGUUUACGAGGUUGUGGAUGUUGACAACAUGCACAGAGGAGGCUCACGCUGCAUGCGCGAUGUGCGAUGAAC